CACUACGUUGCCGCGGUUGCGUCGCCAACCUUCUACUGCGAUUCCUUUGGGGAGAGACUCCAGGGACCAACUCGCUGGAUGGUCCUUUCUCCAUCGAAGAAGCCGAAAAACGAGGUUGGAAGCUUUUAACUCGCCGGUUUCCAACUCGUCAAGCGAACAAGGUUCGCCUCAUAGAUCCACUUGUUCCGCAGAACAAAGUCUCUACGUUGGAGAAGAGCGUACCCAUGACGUCGGCAGGGGACAUCCUCGCUCAGGCUUCGGCCCUGCAUGAUGUGAAUCUGGUGGAUCAGCCAGUGUGUAAGAUGAACAGGAGGUUCAUCAAAGCAGCACUGAAGGAAGAAAAGUUGUACGAGAAGGACGUUUGCGGCUUCAUCUGCAAUGAUGGACCACCUCCAUCAGAAAAGUGGUUUCACAAGUCUACGCCGCCUACACGUAGUAGUUCGGAAGUCCCCGCUAGUAGCGAUCUCCCACCCUCUCGCAAACGAUCAGCGGCAGACGCCCAAAAGUCGGACGAGACUCUCUCCUUUGCCGUGGUUGCGGUGUUUUUGUU
Messenger RNA from Amoebophrya sp. A25, 550 nucleotides. Lineage: Eukaryota; Dinophyceae; Syndiniales; Amoebophryaceae. The record is from the annotation of a GenBank genome assembly.